Molecule: messenger RNA, 2413 nt
Organism: Neohortaea acidophila
Lineage: Eukaryota; Fungi; Ascomycota; Dothideomycetes; Mycosphaerellales; Teratosphaeriaceae
Product: CASC3/Barentsz eIF4AIII binding-domain-containing protein
Exons: 2
Coding region: 293-2413 (706 amino acids)
Biological process (GO): mRNA processing
Cellular component (GO): exon-exon junction complex
Molecular function (GO): mRNA binding
Source: RefSeq, a predicted model, not a curated record
CACCGCGCCCUCCCACUCCACUCUGCACCUCUCCAUCGCCCCUCCGUCAUCGUUUCCCCGCGGACUGCCGCCUUUAUCAUUUGGCAUGUCUUUCCCUCUCUCUGUAAAUUAUCAUUUGGACGCCUGAGAUGAACCAGCGCCGCGCCUGCACCCUGUGCGCCGCCGACUCGGCCCAUCUCCUCGACUCCGCCAACCCGCCUUGCUCCUCUUCCUCGAUUGUCUGACGCUGCAUCCCAUCUAUCACCACCUUCCGUGACAGAGCGUCGCGGAAGUACAUGCCCGCUUCUUGGACAUGGCUGCCGGACGGACUGUACGAUCGCUUGUUGGCCGGCGAAGGCGCGCAGAUGAGGAAGAAGAGGAUGACGAUGGCCCUGCCGCUCUGGAGGAGGACUCGCAAAGCGAAGCAUCUGUGCUGAGCGACGCCGAGGAUGACGAGGGUGAAGAGGGCAGCGUGGAAGGCCCUCCUGAUACAGAAGCUGGCGUCGCAGCGACUGCCGCAACAGCUCCGAAGGAUCUACCGUCCUCACCGUCUUCCAAGUCGAGGAAGCCCAGGAAGCCACGGAAUAAGGAUGUCAAGAGCGGCAACGAAAGUCUUGCGGAGCCUCAUCAGACCGCAGCGAGCUUCAAACCCAUGGCUGAUACUCGGGCGAUGAUGAACGGGUUGAGCAUUGGUGAAGAUGCGCAGGGCCAGGAUGCCGUUGAUUUCGAAAGUGGGCAGUCGGCUGCUCCUCCGUCAGCCAUACCUUCUGCCCCCAACGGCCACCCUGCCCGAGCUGUGGACCAGCAGAGGCGGGAGCACGAGGAAUACAGAAGAAAGCGGGACGCUGACCCGGCCUUCAUCCCGAACAGAGGAAACUUCUUCAUGCAUGAUACUCGCGGUCAAAAUAAUGGACAAGGGCCUCCGCUACGAGGAGCCUGGCAGGCCCGCAACGUGGAAAGAGGGGCGGAGCAGCCGUGGAAACAUGACCUCCACGAUACCAUCAACGAAGACCCUCAAACCACACCUUCGGCCCAGGUGCAUCCUCACGCCCCUCGGGACGAUCGAUUUGACUCUACCCGUUUGUUCCCGAAGGCUUCAGCCCCCGUGAACCCCGAUCAAAGUCGGAGGGUCUCAUUCUCCACCACCAAACUUGUUGGAACGGUACGCAUCCAAGUGGCCUUGGCCGGAUCGAAAGCCCCCGUCACCUUCUCCGAAGUGCCGUGGAGGCAAUAUACCCGGCUGCCCGACCAUCGACCACCAUUACGACGGGACAAGCCCGUCCGUGUUUCUCUGCCUGGACAUACUCAGCGUUACGUCUUCCCGUCGCCCGAGCGAUCCUUCAUCUUUAUUCCUCGCCAGAACCGUCCGAAUCAAUCCGGCUAUCACCGCGGUUCCUAUCAAAGGAGUGUUGGUGGUCACGGCUACUCUAGCAGACGUACGAGCAUGUACGGUGGCAGCCUAUACUCUGGCAGCGUCGCGCCCAGCCGGCGCUCUUCCAUGGCCGGGAUCGCUCGCGAGGCAGCCUUCUCACCGGUGAGUUCCAUAGCGGGCAUGGGAGCCAGCAGAUCCCGAAUCGGUCAAGGCUCCCAGCAGUUCUCCGGCGUCUCGACCCCCAUCGGCCCGCUGUCUGGCCAUCAAACGCCCAUCGGUAUGAUGCAGAUGCAUUCGUACCCACCGCCUCAACAGCCGGCGCAUUUUGGCACUCCGACAACGACAGUCCACCAACCUCGUCCGCAAAAAACAAUCUCUGUCAGUGGGAUCGAGCCUCCCCCUUCACAGCAGGGAGACGCACAGCCGUUCCGGAAUCAACUACCCGCUCACAUGCAUGAGUUGCAGCAACCGGCGCCGCCGCCGGCACCAUAUUUUUCCCCGCAGCACCUCGUCUCGCCACCGCAACUGCAAGCCGGUACGCCGCUGACGGGCAUUCCCGAGCAAGCAAUCCACGCACCCACCUUUCAGCCACCGCCCUUUGGGCAAGCCGCUUACUACGCGCCGUAUGGAGCGCCGCCGCCGCAGACUUAUUACUAUCCCCAAUCUGCUCCUCAUAGCUACGCGCAAAUGCCCAUGUAUCCGAUGGGUGCACAGCAUGGCUACAUGGUCGGUGCGCACGGCCAACAGAUGCCUCAGCAGCAACAUCCACAUCACCACCAACAUUCACUACCCCAACCAUCAUCCUCUGUGCCCAACGAUGUCCAGCGAGCUCCGUCAGGCAUGGUGGCGCACGAGAGUAACGGCAUGGUGUACUAUGUGCCUGCAUCGGAGGCGCAGCAAUCAGAACAGUAUCAACCGGCGGAAGGGUUUGUUCCGACAUAUGCGAUGCCCGGUCUGCCACCGCCGACUCCUGCGCCGGAAGGUUCGAUGGAGUACUACUAUCCGCCUGUGCGAUCGGGCGGACAGGAUGGCGCGUACUUCUCCGGACAGCCGCAGCAGUGA